CAAAUGUCAGUAUCAGCAGUAAGAGUAUCUGCAAAAACCACCGCCAAGUCGGCUAUAAUCUUUGUACACGGACUCGGAGACUCGGGUGAAGGCUGGUCAUGGUUUCCACAGCUUUUGAAGGGAAUGGGAAUCAUAUCUCCAGCCGUUCUUGAUGCAACUAACUUUGUGUUUCCCAAUGCUCCCACUAUCCCCAUCUCCGUUAACGGUGGGUACCAAAUGCCCGGCUGGUUCGAUAUAUUCGAAUUUGGUAACAUAAAAGCUCGUCAGGAUAUUCCCGGGUUUUUGCGUUCUUGUGAGGUUCUUAAGGCUCUUAUAGAAGAACAGGUUAAUGUCCAUAAUGUACCACGGGAAAAAAUUAUAAUUGGUGGCUUCUCUCAAGGAGCAGCCAUAGCGUUGGCCACAGCCAGCUUGUUGGAGAGCAAAGUUGGUGGAGUGGUGGCUUUGAGCGGGUUCUGUCCCAUAAUUGACGAGAUCAAGAAAUUGCACAACAAGAACGGUACGAAUUUUUCCAUCCCCGUGUUCCAAGGCCACGGAACGGCUGAUCCAAUCAUCGCUCACCAGUAUGGCCAAUUGACUGCUGAGUUCUACCAGUCUCUUGGGUUCACCAACUACCGGUUCAAAAGCUAUCCAGGAAUGGCCCACAGUGCAGGUGACGACGAAUUGGUCGAUGUGGCCAAGUUCCUCAAAGAUGUUCUAUAAGAAGGAGCGGAACCUUGUGUGUUUGAGGCGACAGUUAUAGACACCAAUAUACAUCAAAUAGAAUUAUUCCACUUUCUCUU
Messenger RNA from Yamadazyma tenuis ATCC 10573, 779 nucleotides. The record is from RefSeq and is a predicted model, not a curated record. NCBI's taxonomy places the organism in Eukaryota, Fungi, Ascomycota, Pichiomycetes, Serinales, Debaryomycetaceae.